ACCGUCCGUGCACACACAGGGAGGGAGGGGCCUCUCCUCCCAUUGCAUGGAGUGACUAAAGAAUUUCGCUUUUAGGCAGCACCGCGUUCACACGAACAUCCAGUGUCGUAGAGGCAUGCCCAACCCCGAGGCCCAGCAGGCAUGGAGAAGAAGGUGCUUGAACCGACUUGUACGAGCGAUCGGGACAGGAGACAAUGCGAGUGUGGCGUGUGCGUUACAACAGGGUGGAAGAUACGUGCUAAACGAAAGAGACGACAAUGGCCUGCUACCCAUACACAGGGCCACCAUCAAGGCUCCCGCUUCGGUCGUCCAUCUCCUUAUUCAGGCGGGCGCCGAUCUCGAGGCAACGUUCCAAGGCCUCGCUAGUAUGCACGUUGCAUGCGGGAGAGGACUGGAAGGCAUGGUGCACGUAUUGCUUGCGGGAGGAGCCAACAGGGACGCCCUGACCGCCCAAGGGUUCGCUCCCUUGCAUUGCGCGAGUGGGAGGGGUGGGCUAGGAGCCGUGAAGGCUCUGCUGACUGCUGGAGCGGAUGUAAACAUCCGGAGCGGCGGGUGGGAGCGGCGGACGCCGUUGCAUGCCGCCGCGACUCUGGGCGACAGAGCCGUCACGGAGGAGCUCCUGCGCUGGGGUGCAGACGUUGACCUUCCUGACACCGAAGGAGUCACGAGUUUGCACAUCGCUGCCGCCGUGGACAACGUUGGAGUAGCCCGAUGUCUCUUGGGGGCGGGAGCGUCUACGGAGGAGGUGCAGGCCGGCACGCUCAACAGGCCGUUACACUUGGCAGCUUUUCAAGGAUCCUACGGCGUUCUCACGACCUUACUGGAGGUGCGGGUGUUUGCGUUUGAGUGUCUCGUUUCGCUGACCUUGUCGUGGGAAUUAUUGCGUGCGUUGUUCCAUCCCCAGACAGCCAAACGGGUUUGUUCUUUUCCAUGGACACUGCUGAAGAAUCAACCUACCGUUGUGAGUCUAUGGCACAAAGCAUACUUUUCUUGCCCUGGAACCCCUGGCCCCAUUCAUCGGUUGGAGCAGGCCGGGGCUGACUUUCAGGCGACCAACUCCCACGGGGAAACGCCGUUGCAUCACGCCUGCUCGAUGAUGGACUUCGCGAUCGUCUCCACCCUGCUCAACCGGGGCGCGGACGAAGCCGCACGAGACAACAAUAACCACACCUGCGCUGAGGUGCUGGGAGACGGGCUGGACGAGGAGGCUGGGGGGUUACGCGGGGACCCGGCCAUGCGCGAACGGAUACUCAUUGUGCUGACCAAGGCUCCUGCGGAGAGGGCAUGGCGUCGCCGGUCUUGGACCGUGAUGAUGCGAGCGCGGGAAGCGAACUGGUCGGGAGAGCUCGUCGGGGGGGGUGAGGAAGCAGGAAGGACGAUGGUGGAGAUCUGUGGAUCAACGGUGGCGGCUGGUGCAGUAGUAGCGAAGGCCGUUGGCGCUCGAGACGAAAAGCAACCUUGCCGAGGAAGGCAUCGUGGCAACAACGAGGGCAGUAGCAGGGUUGGCGUAGUUGGGGUCGACGAGGAGGCCUUCCGAUCAUGCGUUUACUGGGUCGUGCGCGCGCAGGAGGAGGGAAUUUUUCGCCUCGUGGUUUCAUUCUUGUAAAUAUAGCGUGGAACUAAAGGCGUGGGGGAGGUUGAGCCGUGGCAUUGUGCGUUGAGAGGAUGCCGCCUGCCUCGUAUGUGUAUCUGGUAUGCGUCCUCGUCGAUCUGCCCCCCUCCUGUGCCGAGACCUCGUUCCACAAUUGUGCACUUCUCUGAGUUUCACUCUCCCAACCACCGCUUGGAUCCCGGAUUCACUUCUUUGGUUGACUCCAUACGCCUCAAGUUGAACUGGCGUCUUUUCAUUGGCUAGCAGGUUAAUACGAUCGGUGCUAACUAGAACAACGUCACACGCGCUGCCACGUCCGUCUGUUGUUGCUGAUUUUCCCAUCGGUUGCUAACCGUGAUGGCCGCCACUUCGAAUACGUGGGAAGGUCAGACGUUUUGGCUUAGUCCGGUAGUGAAGAUGUCAGGGGAAUCUGUGCUGCACAGUACUGGAGCCUGGCUCCAAGCGGACGAAAGCGCUGUUGCACAAGCUGAUGUUCAGAGUUGGAAAUAAUCGUACAGCCACAGCGGUUUUGGUAGCAAGUCAAUAUCUUUUGGUAGAAGGGGCGAUACACAUCAACGGCUACGCCAGGGACGGGUGGUUUCGGUCAGGGCUAUCUUCUGUGUGGGUGUUGAAGGUGCGGGUGGUACACGCACGAAGAAUGGUAAAUCAACAAUUCGAAGGCGCGGGGAGAUGUUCCGACGAAUUGUUCCGGCUGAAAGUGCUUUUCGUGCGCUCCGUUCAAUCAACUAAAGCCUGCUUGCGACGACCAUCGUAGCUGAAGCAGUCGACGCUGCCCUCAAUGAGGGAUGUGUCGGCACAACUGCUGCUGCUGUGGGGAGCUUUUUUGUCAAUCGAGAGUGCUUGGUGUGUCGGUGUCGUCCGGCCAAGGCCGUUGCUUGCUGAGUGAUCAUGUCAGACGCUUGGCUUGGCGUCGUGUAGAACCGAACAGCUCGUGCUGUUCCCCGCUACUAAUAUUGUUUAGGAUUAGGGUUAGCAAUAGGACUAGGGUCAGGAUUAGGCCGUGCGGUUCCCCGCUGUUUUUAUUGAUUGGGAUUAAGUUUAGGGUUAGGAAUAGGAUUAGGUUCAGGGUAGGCAUGAAUAGCUUUCGUA
Molecule: messenger RNA, 2701 nt
Organism: Ectocarpus sp. CCAP 1310/34
Lineage: Eukaryota; Phaeophyceae; Ectocarpales; Ectocarpaceae
Source: the annotation of a GenBank genome assembly